UGGGAGUCGCCACAGGUCUCGAGGAUGCUGAGAGUCAGUAGCAGCACGUGCGUUUGUUGUGACGGUCCGAACUCCCAGCGUGUCAUUUUUUUACCUGUGUAGGACGGCGCCUCCCUGUGCCCAGCAAGGGAGUCAGACCGACUUAUGACAGUGAUGAGCGGCGCAAGGACGGCGCAGGUUGUGUCUAGCGUCAGAUGCGUCAAACCAGAUAAGCGCCCAGACUGUUCUGAUUAUCUUGCAAAUGGGACUCUCUGUUAACAUGUCUAGAAAAGCUCUCUGAAUUGUACGGUGACGGGUGAUCUACCUGCGAGAGAAUUCUAUGGUGUAUUUGACAUUGUGAAUAUCCGAGAAUGUGUUGGAACGAAAUUCUUCAUGAAAGCAGAAGAUUGUUCGUGUAGUGGUGGUGACGGCAGGGCUUCAACUUAUUUACAGUGGCGUCGUUAAACCAGCACCCGUCACAUGGGUCCAGGCCGUCAGUGUUACGGAUCCUAUCUGGUUUCCUUAACUAUGAGUACUUUAAAGAGCCCUGACGCGUAUCGAGAACACGCGUGAUCUAGUCAACUGCGCCCCGUAAUGAAGUACAUUAUCCUGAGUGCUGUAAUGUUAAUGAUUCCUGUGAUGUUCUUCAUUGUGAAAUAUGUAACGCUUAAAGGCUGUAGCAUAGUGUGAAACAUGAAGAAAAUACUGCUGCUUCUGGCACUACAAUUUAUCACGGCUUGGUCAAUAAAUUGGCUGGCACUUCACAGGGGAGGAGCGGAGCGCUGGGGUCACUCCCGCACGUGUACGAACGCGCGGCACGUACACGGAUUCACCAGAGGCCAGACUCGUACGUGCAGGAAGCAAGUGGAGGUCAUGCCACACGUAACUCACGCCGCCAUCACUGCCGCCACCACCUGCCAGCGGCUGUUCCAGAGCAGGAGGUGGAACUGUUCGUCCAUCCUCAACGCCCCCGAACACACGCCGGACCUGACAGAAGGCACGAGAGAGCAAGCGGUGGUGUACGCCCUCAGUUCGGCGGCCGUGACGUGGGCGGUGGCGCGGGCGUGUUCGCAGGGCACGCUGUACGUGUGCGGGUGCGGCAGCGUGCCCCAGGAGCCUCCCAACGGCCUGUUCAAGUGGGGCGGCUGCGGCGACAACGUCAAAUUCGGGGCCAAGUUCGCGAGGGAGUUCGUCGAUGCAGGGAACAAGGGCAACCGCGUCUAUAGAAUCAAGCCGGUGUCCCGCCAUAAGCGAGCGACGGCGCGGGAGGCGGAAGAAGUGGAGGAGGUGGAGGAGCUGGACGCCGAGUGGACCAACGCCGCCCGCACCCACAGAGAAGUCCUCCCGUACAUGCCCAUAUUCCCUCAGGACGCCGACGCCCAGACGAAAAAUACGAGAGGGCGCCAGAAGCGACGGAAAGAAGAGAAGGAGAAGAAAAAGAAGAAGAAGAGGAAGAAGAAGAAGCGGAAAAAAGAGCCGAGAAAGCCGUCGAGGCAGAACCAAGCCAUUUUUCUUAUGAACCACCAUAAUAAUCGCGUCGGCCGGAGGGUUGUAGAGGCAGCCCUUUCAACACAGUGCAAGUGCCACGGCGUAUCUGGGUCCUGCAACAUAAAGACGUGCUGGAAGGCUUUACCCAACUUCAUUCAGGUUCGUACGCAGGCCGGCGAGCGUCUGUACCGCCUCUACCUCUCCGGCGUGGAAGUCCGGGGCGUCUCCGCGGGGCCCAGACUCCGGCUCCUCCCGGCGUCCUCGGCAGUAGCGCGCUUCUCCCGCGACGACCUGAUAUACGUGACGAAAUCCCCGGAUUACUGCCACCCGGAGCCCCGUCUCGGCUCCCUGGGGACCGUCGGCAGGCAGUGCAACGCCACUUCCAAAGGAGUGGACGGCUGCGGCAUAAUGUGCUGCGGCCGUGGCUACUCGUCCCGGGCCGUGCGCACCCACCUCCGCUGCCACUGCAAGUACCACUGGUGCUGUUACGUAACCUGCCAGACGUGCGCGAUUUGGCGAGAUAUCCACACAUGCAAUUGACUACGGUCCGCCAUCUUGCGGGCCGCCAUUCACCUGAGUUUACUGCGCCGCUGUCUGGAUGGCGGGGGUAAAAAAAAAAUUGUGAUUCAGUGCGCUGUAUCAUAAUGUACAAAUUCCUAAUAUAAUCAAACCGUGUAAAUGCUAAUGUACACC
Penaeus chinensis is the source of this 2160-nucleotide messenger RNA. Its product is annotated as protein Wnt-11b-like. Gene Ontology annotation, cellular component: extracellular region. NCBI's taxonomy places the organism in Eukaryota, Metazoa, Arthropoda, Malacostraca, Decapoda, Penaeidae. The record is from RefSeq and is a predicted model, not a curated record. Gene Ontology annotation, biological process: cell fate commitment; multicellular organism development; canonical Wnt signaling pathway. The transcript has 7 exons. Gene Ontology annotation, molecular function: frizzled binding; cytokine activity. Bases 673 to 2007 code for a protein of 444 amino acids.